This is a messenger RNA of Brassica rapa (field mustard), 4401 nucleotides long. RefSeq lists its product as uncharacterized. The record is from RefSeq and is a predicted model, not a curated record. Gene Ontology annotation, molecular function: zinc ion binding. Lineage: Eukaryota; Viridiplantae; Streptophyta; Magnoliopsida; Brassicales; Brassicaceae.
UUCUCCAUAUUAAGCUACUAUUUCUUUCACAUAAUUGAUAUAUAUAUAUAUAUAUAUAUAUAUAUAUAUAUAUAUAUAUAUCAUAAAAAUUACCAUCAAAUCAGUUUUACUUAUUUAUUAUUUUAUUUUUAAUGAAAAUACACUUUUUAAAUAAUUUAAAAUAAAAUAAAAUUAUAUAUCAAUUUGUUGUUUCUAACAAUUUGAUUGAUUUAAUUAAUUUGUUUUGGUGGAUAACUUAAAACGUUUUCAUAUAAAUCGGAGAAAGCAAGCUUAUGUUGUUAUAUAUUUAUUUGUGUAAAUAGAAUCUAUAUAUAAUGCUAGUGUAAUAAAGAAAGAACAUUAUUUUUUGUAACUCCAAAAAGAUACAUUAUUACAAUUUGAAAUUAAUAAAAAUUGAAUAAAAUGGUAAUUAAAUAUUUGUAACUCUAAUUGUUUUUUAUCUUAUUUAGUUGGAUUCUCAUGAAAAGAACUCUAUGAUUUUUCAUAUUUGUCAAUGUUCUCAAACAUUCAAAGAAUAUAUUAGCUUAGUCACUUACUUUUUUUUUUUACAAAACAGAGUAUCGUAGUCUUGAAAGUUUAAUUCAUAUUAUUGUAAUUGUACAUAAGAGUUUGUGAUUACAUACUUAAUUAUUCUUGUAUAUGUGUUCAAGAAAGUCUCAAUUGCUUAGUGGUAACUGUCCUAUAUUUAUGUCAUACUAACCCGGGUUCGAUCCUUUCCUUCGCAUUGUUUAUUCAUUUUUUUCGAAAAAAUAAAUGAGAUGACGUGGCAACUUCGGGUUCUCUGAUUGGUUGAUUUUUCUAUCCUACGUGGAUAUCCUCUCUACUCCUCAUAUAACCCUUUUAAUAUAGUAUAGAUGAUCAUUUACCAAAAAAUGUUCUGUCUCUUUCUUUAGAGAGAGAUUUUUCUCUCUACCUCCUUCAUAUUUGCUCACACACUUCUAUCUUUCACAAAUAUGAAGAUGGAGAGAGAUUUUGUUUUUUGAUGUUUAUAUUUUGGAAAAUUGUUACGCAGCUACACAGACUAUGUAGCAUCACAUGGCCAACCAUCCAGAGUAAACAAAUGUAUUGAAACCUACACGAAGUAUAUGUCGCACAUAACGACAUGUGAUGAUUAGCAAAAAAUUAUGUGUUUAACAUCACAAACCCACUUAACCUCGUCGGAACCUGGUUAAUCUCUUCGGAACAGUAAAACCGAACCCGAUUUACCCGGUUUUUAAAAAAACCCGACCCACCCUUAAUUAACCAUAAACCCGACCCAGAUUUAACCUAAAUCUAGCCCAAUUCUGCAAUUUAGAAGCCCAUUAAAAUGAGAAAAGAAGAAAUCGAAUCAAGAACUCAACUUUCCCCGUUCUUCGAAUCGUGAGAGAGAGAGAACGAACAAGUUCAAAAGAAGUGGAUUUUGUGGCUAAAUUCGCAAGAGAAGAGUGAAUCGGUGAAGAAUCAAGUCGAGAUGAGUGUCUCGGUGAAAGUGAAAUGCUUUCACUCUGGUCGGUUUAAAGAUGAAGGUGGAUUGUGUUAUGUAGAUGGAACCGUCGACGAGUUCGAGUUGGAUGCGGAUUCUCUUUUCACGAACUUGGUAAUGAAGAUGUUUGAGAAAAGGAUAGUGAUUGGGAAGUUGUGGUUCAAGCUACCAUUCCAUGAGUUGGAAGAUAGGAAACCUUUAUUUGAAAAUGUCGAAGCCAAUAAGAAGAGAAUGGAAUCUUCAGCGCGUUGGUACAAGGAGCUCGACAUCUAUGUAGAGAGAGAUAGGGUUGUUCUAGCUGAAGAAGGUAGCACGAAUGUUGGAGUUCAAGAAAGGGUUAUGAACGUUGAACCAGAAGAAGAGGGUCUGCAUGAUAGAGCUGAAAAACAGUGUGAGAAGCUCUGUGAAAAGCUGGCUGAAAAGAAUUCUGAGACGGGUUUGAUGUUUGAUGAAGAUGAAGAUGAGGCGUUAGACACUUUGUAUGAUCCUCUUGCAGACGACUCGGAUGAUGAGAAGUGUUCAGAAGAUGCCUUGUCAGAAUCUUCAGAAUCGAAUGAUGAGGCGGAAGUUGUUGAAGAGGAUAUAGUAGACAUCGACAAUGUGAACUAUGAGGAACAGAUACCAGACGAAGAUGAGGUGUACCCUGCUACAGACGAUUCAUCUGGUGAUGAAGAAGAACAAGCUGAGAGAUUAGUGCAAAGGGGUUUACCGGAUGGAGUGUUCAGCUUGAGACAGCUCUUCAGCAGUGGGUCAGAAUUUAACAAGAAUGUCAUAAGAUACAUCCUGAAGACUGGGCGUAAUGUGGUAUUUGAUAGAUGGGAAAAGACUAAGCUUGGUGCAAAGUGUGGUGAAAAGAAUUGUGGAUGGAGGAUAUAUUGCUCUGUUGAAGAACCUAUCGGCAAAUGGAUGGUUAAGGUAUAUGAAGAUGAGCAUCAAUGUCAUCCUGUGGGGCGGUGCAAGCUUAUCAAGAGCCCUGUUGUUGCUGAUUUGUUUCUUGAAGAUAUAAGGCGAGAUCCAGAGAUGAGUGCACCGGAGAUCAAAGAUGAAAUGAAAAGGAGAUACAACAUUAUCAUCUCGCCUGCUCAGUCACAAGUUGCUAGAAGACUGAUUUUCGAUAAGUUGCAAGCUGAAACUGAUGAACAAUUUGCAAGACUUAGAGACUACGAGCAUGAAAUCAAGAGGACCAACAAAAACACUACUGUGGAGAUCAACACAACUCGUAGAGAAGAUGGAAGUGAAGCAUUUUCACAAAUGUACUUAUGCUUUGCGGCUCUAAAGACUUCAUGGAAGCAACACUGCAGACCAGUUAUUGGUUUGGACGGUACGUUUUUGAAGCACUCAAUGCAGGGAAUGAUAUUAACUGCUAUUGGAAGGGAUCCUAAUAACCAGAUAUACCCGAUAGCGUGGGCUGUAGUUUCUUCUGAAAAUAAUGAUAAUUGGGAGUGGUUUAUCCACAAAGUCAAGGUCGACUUGGACUUGGGUGAAGGCGAUGAGAUCACAAUAAUAUCUGAUAUGCACAGAAGUUUGAUCCACGGUGUUGCUACUGAGUUGCCAAAGGCAGAGCAUCGGGCUUGUGCAAGACAUAUCUACGCCAAUCUGAAGAAACUGCACAAGUCAGACACACUGAAGCCAAUGUUUUGGAGGGUCACAAGCAGCUACAAUGAAGCUGAUUUCAAGCAAAAUUUAGCUGCAUUUAGAGAGUUUGACCCCUUGGCAUGUGAUGAGCUCCUUAAGAGAGACCACCGGACUUGGUGUAGGGCGUUUUUUAGGAUUGGUUGCUGUUGUGCAGACACACACAACAACUUGACAGAGUCCUUUAAUAGGACUCUAAAGGUGGCACGGAAGAAACCUUUUGUCCAGAUGUUAGAGCUGAUAAGGAGAGAUGCAAUGCAAAGGAUUGCCAACCGCUUUGAACUAGCUCGUAAGGAACCUGCAAGGCAUACUAAGAAAGCAAGAAAGGAGGUUGAGAAGUCGUGUGAUGAAGCUCAACACUGUCGUUCUGUCUCUAGCACUGGUGGGAGGUAUGAGGUUGUUGAGGGAACUAAUGGAUACUCGGUGAAAUUGCACAAGAGGACAUGUGCGUGUAGAAAGUGGGAUCUAACUGGGAUUCCAUGUCGUCAUGCUGUGUGUGCGAUCAGGGAGAACACAGGCUUGGUUGAAGACUACAUAUCUGAUUACUACACGACCGAGAAAUGGAGAGAGACUUAUCGAAGAGAUUUGAAGCCGGUCAAUGGACCAAAAUUUUGGGUUGAGUGUGGAGGAGGACGCAUUGUUGGACCACCUUACAAACGUCCUCCAGGAAGACCUAAGGGAAAAGCUAGGAUCAAAGGAGUACAUGAGUCACCCUCAAAAAAGAGGGUUGGUCGCAAAGGAAGGGUACCACACUGUGGUAUUUGCAGUGAGAAAGGUCAUAACUCAAGGACAUGCCCCACUGAGUCUCCGGAGACCAGGGAAAAACGAAGACGGCUAAGUAAGCAAUGUGAAGAAGAUGCUGAAGAAGCAGCUGCAAGGAAUGGUCAAGAUGAAGCAAACGAUGAAGCUCAGGAAACAGCUGAAAUGGAAGCUGAUUUGGCAGCUCAAAUGGAAGAUCAAGUAGAAGUUGAGUUUAUUUCUUCUACUGCACCUCAGCCAAGCCAACCAAGCCAAGGAAACCAAGCACCACAACGAAACCUCAGAAGAAGCAGUCGCUUGGCAGCUUUGCUUUUCGGUUGAAGGGAGGUUUAUCCUUUUUUUGAAAAACAAUUUACAUGUGGUAACAUGUUCUCGGGUACCUUAUUAGGAUUGUUUUACAUGUUUUAACAUGUCCUCGGAAAGCUUCUUUUUUCAUGUUCUAUCAUGUUAACGAUGAUGUAAUGUUUAAACUUCAACUAUGUAUUCCAUUUUGAACUGGUUUAUCUACUUCUAGUUUAUGAUUAUAGUUUGUCAUUCUAAGCUUCUUA